Cuscuta europaea is the source of this 2561-nucleotide messenger RNA. The record is from the annotation of a GenBank genome assembly. NCBI's taxonomy places the organism in Eukaryota, Viridiplantae, Streptophyta, Magnoliopsida, Solanales, Convolvulaceae.
AAGCAUUAUACAGUCCCUUAUCUGGAUUUAAUAACCCGACCCGUUUAACUCCAUAUGCUCGUUGCUGAGAUUGAUGAAGAAUCGAAUGAAAAAUCGAAUUUUCAAUCCAAGAAGAAUUAAAGAAGAAUGAGCUGUGCAACAGUAAUGGCGAAAAUGGGAGCUUCAGGCAGAGCAUUGCUGGGUUUCUCCUCAUUUCUCCCCUUAACAGCCAAACGUCUCUCUUUUCUCAGACCCUCUUACGCUCUACGCUUAAACCCGCACAGGGUUUUGCAAAGGUUUAGACCCCUCUGCUCCGCCGCCGCAACAUAUACCGCCGAGGAGGAUGCAUUACAGCCGGCAAAGCACAGCCUGUUAUUGGAAAGGCUCAGACUUAGACACCUCAAACACUCUGCAAAAGCAGAUGUCACGCAUCCAGUUAAUGGAUUAAAGGGUGUGAAGGAGAAUGAUCAUGAGGAGGUUACUAGGAAAACCGGGAAGCAGAAAGUUGUGGCUGCUUCGAGUUUUCAGGAGUUAGGGUUGAGUGAAGAGGUUAUGGGGGCUUUGGGAGAAAUGGGUAUAUCUUCGCCCACUGAGAUUCAGACUAUUGGGAUACCUGCUGUGCUUUAUGGUAAAAGUGUGGUGUUGGGUUCGCACACUGGUUCUGGAAAGACUCUUGCUUACCUUUUGCCGAUGGUUCAAUUGCUGAGAAGAGAUGAGGAAUUAAAUGGCAUCCUAAUGAAACCAAGACGACCUCGAGUUGUUGUUCUUUGUCCCACACGGGAGUUAUGUGAACAGGUUUUCCGGGUUGCAAAAUCCAUCAGCCAUCAUGCACGGUUCAGAUCCACCAUGGUAAGUGGUGGUGGGCGUUUAAGGCCUCAGGAAGAUUCCUUGAAUGGCCCAAUUGACAUGGUUGUUGGAACCCCUGGCAGAGUGCUUCAACACAUUGAGGAUGGAAAUAUGGUUUAUGGGGACAUUAAAUACUUGGUGUUGGAUGAGGCUGAUACUAUGUUUGAUCGUGGUUUUGGUCCGGACAUCCGCAAGUUUCUGGGACCAUUGAAAUCACGUACUGCUAAAUCCGACGAUCAAGGAUUUCAAACUGUCUUGGUAACUGCAACCAUGACAAAGGCAGUUCAAAAGCUAGUUGAUGAGGAGUUCCAAGGCAUCGAGCACUUGCGUACUUCUUCAUUGCAUAAAAAGAUUGCAUCUGCCCGGCAUGAUUUCAUCAAACUUUCAGGUCCAGAGAACAAGUUGGAGGCAUUAUUGCAGGUACUUGAGCCAAGUUUAGACAAGGGAAACAAAGUAAUGGUCUUCUGCAAUACAUUGAACUCCAGUCGAGCCGUUGACCAUUUUCUGAGUGAGAAUCAAAUUUCAACUGUCAACUACCAUGGAGAAGUUCCCGCAGAGCAAAGGGUUGUGAACCUAGGGAAGUUCAAGAGCGAGGAGGGUGAUUGCCCAACCCUGGUCUGCACAGACUUGGCUGCUAGGGGACUAGACCUUGAUGUGGAUCAUGUCAUCAUGUUUGAUUUUCCUUUAAACUCGAUUGAUUACCUACAUCGGACAGGAAGAACUGCUCGCAUGGGUGCCAAAGGGAAGGUGACUAGCUUGGUUGCUAAACGGGAUGUGCUUUUGGCAACUAAGAUUGAAGAGGCAUUAAAGAAGAAUGAGAGCUUAGAGUCUGUGUCUGUUGACAGUAUUAAACGGGACAUUGCCAGAUCCGACAUUACAAAGCAGAAAGAGAAGUUGGUUAAAGCUUCAAAUGUAAAAACCAAGAGCCAAAAUACAUCCUCAGACAAAGUGUCUUCUUCUAAUACCAGCAGCAGGAAAGGAGUGCCACUUGUCAAAAAAACUUCAAAGAAGACGACAUUUUCUAGCAAAUCACCACGGACUCCAUUAAAGAAGACGACAUUUUCUAGCAAAUCACCACGGACUCCAUUAUCAAAUCAGCCUAAAAGAGGAGUAGCAAUCAAAGUAUCUAAGAAGACAUAUAGUGGGAAGAAACAGUCAGAUAGCCAAAAGCCUAAUGGAUCAAAACUAAAUGUUGUCGGAUUUCGGGGCCGUAGUUCAUCAUCAAGUGAUAAGAGAGGGAAUAUUAAGGUUUCUUGAUGUAUGUAUGCAGUCCAUUUGGUCUUGACUCAUGAUUAUUUAUAGUUGUGGGGUAGAUUUAUUUUACUUCCUCACUUUUCACUCGGUUAAGGUGUUGCCAUGUCACCGAGAGAUAACGGAUUCAAAAUUCAAAAAUGAUAUUUGUACACACUCUUAUACACACUUUUGUACACACCUAUGUCUGUGAAAGUUUUUUUUUUGUCUGUGAACAUCGAUUCACAGACAAUGUUUUGCACAAACAAAAUAUUGUCUGUUAACCGGAUUCACAGACAAAAAAAAGCUUCACAAACAUGGUGUGUAUAAGGUGUGUACAAGGGUGUGUACAUCAAGAAUGGUAGGGAAGGCUUUCCCCUUAUACGUCCUUGUCCUUGUGGUGGGAGUGGGACCCCCCCUUUGGACUGGGUGCCCUUUUUAUAUUGAUUGUAGAGUACGGAGUAUAUAUUUAUCAUAAUUAGAGGUCAACUUUAUUUUCCAUGAUA